AUGUCAGAAGACGAAAGAGUUGGACACCGCGAACUACUUCAAGAUUUUAUAGAAAGCUACAGAAACGAAACUUGCCUUUGGAAGACUACAUGUAAGGAUUACCACGACCGCAACAAAAAAAAUGCCGCCUACGACAGGCUAAUCGAAAAAUACAAACCCAUAGAUCCAAAUGCCACCAGGGAUACAGUGGUUAAGAAGAUUAAUAAUCUUCGAACUACAUAUAAAAAAGAGCUCAAUAAAAUAAAAAAAUCGUGUAAAUCUGGAGCAGGGACUGACGAGAUUUAUAAACCUCGUUUAUGGUACUUUGAGUUAUUGAGUUUUUUAUACGAUCAAGAAGUACCGAGACCAUCUACAUCGAAUAUAGAUGAUGACGAAAAUGAGACGCAGUCAACCACCGGCAUCGGCUCAACGAGCUACGAUUGUCCAGACAGCGAUCAAGACACACCAACACUGGCCUAUUCCGACAACGAAUCAGACACACCGACCCCGGCAAACUGUUCUGACAGCGAACGAGCUACAUCAAUCUCGGGUCGUGUUCGGCCAAGACCAAAAAAAAAAACAUUAACUGAAGACGUCUUAAGUCCAUAA
Parnassius apollo (apollo) is the source of this 588-nucleotide messenger RNA. The record is from the annotation of a GenBank genome assembly. Lineage: Eukaryota; Metazoa; Arthropoda; Insecta; Lepidoptera; Papilionidae.